This is a messenger RNA of Linnemannia hyalina, 453 nucleotides long. The record is from the annotation of a GenBank genome assembly. Lineage: Eukaryota; Fungi; Mortierellomycota; Mortierellomycetes; Mortierellales; Mortierellaceae.
AUGAGCUCCAGAGCACCAGAACAACUACAACCGACGGAGACGCAGGAUGGACUCAACACAGAAGCUGACUCUGUUAUCCGGUAUUCGCGCGAGUUCCUCAUGGCGUGCGCGGAGAGUCCUCUUGUCCAGAGACCAGAGGCUCUUCCUCCUACUAGCGAAUGGUUCGGUGAAAUUGUGAAAGAGGAGCCAGAACUGAACAAUGGUGGCCGCAAGGUGCCAAGCAAAUCAACCAUGCCAGACCGUAUCGUCCUCGGUCCUCCAAAAAUGAGCUUUGCGUCCUCGUCACUGGGAGGAUUGAAGAGGUCGGACGAUGGUCUCUCAGGAUUCAAAAAGUCGUUAGAGGCAAGUCAUGAUCAGGCACAGGCUCUUACUUGGACACCAUGCUACAACAGCUUAAUCGAUCUCGGAAGAGAGCAAUGUGGACUAAUCAUGGACUGGGUCUCUCCUUGGUGA